Colletotrichum godetiae is the source of this 855-nucleotide messenger RNA. RefSeq lists its product as uncharacterized. The coding region runs from base 1 to 855 and encodes 284 amino acids. The transcript has a single exon. The record is from RefSeq and is a predicted model, not a curated record. Lineage: Eukaryota; Fungi; Ascomycota; Sordariomycetes; Glomerellales; Glomerellaceae.
AUGAAGGUUACGAUUCUUCACCUGGUAUUCCUUCUGACCACCGCGGCAGCCAUCGCGAUUCCCACUAAGACAGACGUGGCCACAACCUCCGCCCAGACGCCCACCUCAAUCAAUACUACCAACAUUCAGCCGCCGAAAGGGGGCGAUCAAGACCAUGACCAAGACCCCGAGGAAGGCGACCUUAAACCUUGGGAACGCCGAUUCUGUUCCAUGAAACACCAUCACAAAACAAAAUCGGCACAUCAUAAGAUGAAGCAUCCCGCACCUCCAGAGGAAAAUACAAAAGGCAAAAAGGCGCCAAAUUGGCAACGUUGCAAGAAACAUCUUGAAAAGCACCUCCCGCCCAUGAAGAUGGAGUCCCUUAAACGUCUAGCAGAGACGAAUGGCACACGCGCAUCUACAGCGCAAGGACUGAAGAGCCAUAAGGGCCACAAGGGCCAUAACGGUAACAAAGAUCAUGGCUCGUGCUUCAAGAAUUGCGUCGGAUUCAAAAUAUCUUUCCUCUCGAAGCUGAUACCUGAGGGCAUGAUGGAACCUAUCUGUGAGAGUAUUUGUGGAUGCAAGGGUUCUGAGCAAUGUAGGGGUAAGGACACGGGAGGGAAGGAGACGCCCCCGGAGGAGAGCCCCCCGGAAGAAAGCCCCCCGGAGAAGAGCCCCCAGGAGGAGAACCCCCCGGAGGAGAACCCACCGGAGGAGAACCACCCGGAGGAGAACCUACCUGUUCCGCAUCAGGGCAUGAACGAGAUGCAUGGAUGGAAGGAAUGGAUCGCGAAAGAAAAGGAGAUCGAGUCAACUAAGAGUGAAGGAGAUAUUCCCCCUAGAUAUGUGGGAGAGGUCUCGACAGCAUUUGUAUGA